GAAGCAGCCGGACACAUUCAGCCAUGGGAAAUACUGCAGACAGCGAUGCAUUGGACUUAAUCAAAGACAAACGUGAUUUCCGAUCUCAGGGAAAAGACUUUUUUUUUCAUCUGUUCCGUGGACUUUUUCUAUCUGUGGAUAUCUGACAAGUGAAAGUAUUGUCUUAUUGUUCAGUUGGACCGGGAAGGAUAUCUGAACUAUGUAGUGCCUCCUUUAACUAUGGACCUACGGACCCUCAGAGUACAGUGAUGUUAGCUCUGAGCCACUACAACUCCUCAGCCCCCCCGCUUCUCCCCCGUUUCUCUAAUGACAGUGGAGGGAGGGUGGAGGCCAGGGUGGCUGUUGAAGGGCUAUCGCAGCAGGGAAACCUCACCUUGGUGCAGCCCACCACCAGUGGCGUCAUUGUCGUUGUGUUGUCCAUGACACUUGGCAUCAUCUCCAACAUUGUGGCUCUGUUUAUCCUGGCCAAUGCCUACUCCCGUCAGCCCCGACGCACCAAAGCCACGUUCCUUCUGUUUGCCACUUCACUGGUGAUCACGGACUUCAUCGGCCAUGUGAUCCCUGGUGCCCUGGUUCUCCGGCUCUACCUCUCUGGAGGUGUGCAACCUGAGGACUUUAACUCCUCUGAUGGGAUGUGUCAGUUCCUGGGUGGCAGCAUGGUGUUCUUUGGCCUGUGCCCGCUCUUCAUGGGCUGUGCCAUGGCUGCUGAGCGCUGCCUGGGUGUCACCAAGCCGCUGCUGCACUCAUCCCUGGUCACCAAAACCCGAGCAAAGAUCUGCUUGUCAAUCAUCUGGUUGGUGGCUCUGUGUGUGGCCCUGCUGCCGUGCUUUCAGCUGGGCUCUUACUCCUAUCAGGACCCAGGGACCUGGUGUUUCAUUAAAGUGCUCAGUGACACUCAGGAGGUGGACAUGGCAUUUGUGACGCUCUUUUCUGGACUGGGUUUGACCUCACUAGCUGUGGCGUUGGUGUGUAACACCAUCAGCGGACUGACGCUGGUGCUCGCUCGGCUCAGGAGGCAGCCGGGCUCCCUUCAUUCAUCCAAGUCCCAUGACAUAGAGAUGGUGGUGCAGCUGGUCGGCAUCAUGGUCACCUCAUGUAUCUGCUGGAGUCCUCUGCUGAUCUUUGGCCUGAUAUCAGCGAUCCGCUCCUACACAGGAACCAUCGGAGAGGACUUGUCCAGCUAUAAAACCCUGAUGGUGAUGGGUGUGAGGCUGGCCACGUGGAACCAGAUCCUCGACCCCUGGGUCUACAUCCUGCUGCGCCGCACCGUUCUCCGCAAAAUCUACCUCAUCGUUAAGUGCCAGGCGGGACUGAGGGGUAAUAUUUUAGGCCGCUGGGAGCCCACCUCUUUCCCCAGCUCAGAGAAGAAUGAUGUCAACCAAGUUUGAGCCGAGAGAAGGACCCUACUGUGGAUGUACUGUGUCACCGAGUCAUCGGGCAUAUGAAGAAUUCUACAGCUGAAAACAUUUAGAAAGAGAGACCCACGUAGAAGCAUGAGGAGGGAACUAACUUUGUGGCUUUGGAGCCGAUCAGAUUAGACAUGCAGUUUGACAUUUCUCGGCUGGUCCACUUCAGAAAUGCUUAUUCAAUCAGAAUAUAUCUUUCAUACUCCACAAAGGUUUACAAGUGAGUUCAUUGUCUGACCUUACAAAUGGAAGCUAGCUAAUGCUAUGAUUUUGCACAUAAACUUUCUACUGUUUACUUACAAUAAGUGAACAUUACCAUUAUUUUUGUAUUCUCAUUUGGAAACUCAUAGUAACAAAGGGCAGAGAUGAAGGCCACAUUAUAUGACUGCAGUACUAAAAACACUCUGUCCUGAAAGACUCUAAGAUUUGCAGGAGUGAUACUUAAAGAGGGACUAAGUUUUAUUUGGUUUUAUUUCUCUGAAAAGUUAAUUUUCACCAUCUUUGGAAGUAAAAAACAAAUUGCACAGUGAUUUGCUCCUACAUUGGAUGAAUGUGGAAAAAUUGAGCUGUGUCGGUAUAACCACCAGGGGGAGCUCCAGAUGAAACCAGAAUAUUUAGAUUGUAUUCCUAAUUUUAGUUAUUCUGCUGAAUGUAUUCUACGAAGGAUUAUAAAUAUUCAAAAACUGUGGAGUUUAUGUAUGUUUAAGUUUAAAUAUGCUUGUUUAUACAGUGCUUUAUGUGAAAUAAUGUAAGAUUUUAUAAGUUAAUACUUGAAUGGUACCCUCAAUUUACUGAGGAUAUGUAUAGAACCUUAAAUUGAAUGUAAAU
This is a messenger RNA of Epinephelus lanceolatus (giant grouper), 2234 nucleotides long. Its product is annotated as prostaglandin E2 receptor EP1 subtype-like. Gene Ontology annotation, molecular function: thromboxane receptor activity; prostaglandin E receptor activity. Gene Ontology annotation, biological process: inflammatory response; positive regulation of cytosolic calcium ion concentration; adenylate cyclase-activating G protein-coupled receptor signaling pathway. Gene Ontology annotation, cellular component: plasma membrane. The record is from RefSeq and is a predicted model, not a curated record. Lineage: Eukaryota; Metazoa; Chordata; Actinopteri; Perciformes; Serranidae.